CCUUAAAUAUACUUACGUUUUAAAUACUGAAUUUAAGUUUUUCUAAUGUUCCGUAAUAUGUAAUUAUAAAUUAAUCUACUAAUCUUAGCGCGAUCUACACGAUAAUUGUGAAAGUAUCCGAAGUAAGAAAUUCAUAUUUUAUCAAUAGAACGUCAAAAUGAUUAGCAAAAUCUUAAAAAAAUCGAUUACAAUUUAAUUACUUUUUUGCAUUGUAAAUAUUAAGCUAUAAGAAUUAAAUAAUAAAUUUAAAAAUUACCGGUGAAAGUUGAAUUAGUAAUCCGCCAGGAGCGACACCAGCGAAGCUCAGAGCGUAUAGUGUCAUACAGCCUUUAAAAAUAAAAAAUGGGAGAAAGCACGAAACAGAUCAGAAUGGAGAAGUAACCAGGAACCAGGAACAGACCAAGACCCAAAAAAGAGUUGUCGGGCCAGUGACGAUUAUGAAACUAUGGGAAACAAGAAAAUUCUAUCGUGUAACGCUAUUGGUGCUUUCAUUUAGAAGAUCCAAGCAAAAAGAAAGUGAGUGGCUAGAAAGGUUACAGAUAUCGGAUUGAUUGCAAUAUCAGCAUGACGACGAAAUUAUUAUUGAGACACACCCUACUUCGAUAAUGUUUUGACGUACUUGACAUCAAAAUAAAUACAAUAUGGAUUGACAUAAUCCAAAAUAUUAAAAAUGUCUUAGAAGAUGUCUUGGAUUUGGAAAUCAUCAAAAUUACAAGUACCAAUUAAGCCGUGCCUAUCAUUCCUCGAGGAUAAAUGUUUUCAUAAAGCCAGACUUACGCUAAAAGAAUUUGGAGUGAAUUGGUUGGAUUUAAUACAAGCUCAAGACAAAGUGAACAAUAAUUCUGCCUUUCACAAGAUGGACGCCGUAUUUUUUCACCAAGAUCGAUUUGAACUACUCGUCGAUGCUAGGGGAUUUCGCCCGGAGGAUAUCAAGUGCAAAAUGACAACAAAUUUGGUAGAAAUAAUCGGACAGAGGCAAGAGGCUUUAAAUAGCGGUAGUAAAAGUAUGUCGUUGUCAAGAAAUUAUCACUUGCCGCAGCAUGUUAAACCGGAAGACGGAAAUUGUUGUUUUUCUGCAGAAGGAAUAUUAUUGGUGACGGCUCCGUGGAGAAGCUAGUAAAGUUUUGAAAUUUUAUCGUUUUUUCUUUAUAUCAUUUGUGAAUAUACCUACUUAUUACUCACUUCUUUUGAAUGACUAUCUUGGGAAAUUUAUAUGCAAAAAAAUAAAAUUUAAAGCAUUUUAAUAUACAUACA
Messenger RNA from Diabrotica virgifera virgifera (western corn rootworm), 1254 nucleotides. Its product is annotated as alpha-crystallin A chain-like. NCBI's taxonomy places the organism in Eukaryota, Metazoa, Arthropoda, Insecta, Coleoptera, Chrysomelidae. Gene Ontology annotation, molecular function: protein folding chaperone. The transcript has a single exon. The record is from RefSeq and is a predicted model, not a curated record. Gene Ontology annotation, biological process: protein refolding; response to heat. Bases 683 to 1117 code for a protein of 144 amino acids.